Molecule: messenger RNA, 4680 nt
Organism: Siniperca chuatsi (mandarin fish)
Lineage: Eukaryota; Metazoa; Chordata; Actinopteri; Centrarchiformes; Sinipercidae
Gene: smc6
Product: structural maintenance of chromosomes 6
Exons: 27
Coding region: 202-3465 (1087 amino acids)
Biological process (GO): double-strand break repair via homologous recombination
Cellular component (GO): Smc5-Smc6 complex; site of double-strand break; nucleus
Molecular function (GO): ATP hydrolysis activity; single-stranded DNA binding; damaged DNA binding
Source: RefSeq, a predicted model, not a curated record
ACACAGGUAGGCGGUGAUCGAAUAACGCAGCUCGCUCUCGGUUCCGUGUUUGGAAGUGAGGCGGAACCCACAACUGUCACUGCUGCUGAAGUUCAGUUCACUCCGACCAGGAAGUCUUAAAACGGUGCACUGUCUCCCCAUGACCAUGUUAUUUUUGCAAGCUGCACACACAGGCCGUCGCACUAUGUGACUUGUUUCAAAAUGAGUAAGAGGAAAGGCAAAGUGAUCAGUGAUGCGAUAGCUAUCAAGUGCCGCAGACUGACAGCUGUGGGUAUCGAAGAUGCACCAGAUGAUACAAACCAUCAGAGACCAUCUUCCAGCAGCUUCUCUCACUCUGCCACAGGAGAUAUUGGCCUCAUUGAAAGCGUCACUCUAAAGAAUUUCAUGUGUCACCAUUUGCUCGGUCCGUUCCAGUUUGGGCCCAAUGUGAAUUUCAUCGUUGGCAACAAUGGAAGUGGAAAAAGUGCCAUCCUGACUGCUUUGAUUGUAGGCCUCGGUGGAAAGGCCACUGUCACAAAUAGAGGAGUGUCACUGAAGGAUUUUGUGAAGAGCGGUGAAAGUACUGCAGAUAUAACCAUAAAGCUGAGAAACAGAGGACCAGAUGCUUAUAAAAGGGACGUCUAUGGCGACUGCAUCUCCAUUGAGCAUCGGAUCUCUUGUGAUGGAUGUCGGACCUGCAGACUGAAGAGCAAAUCAGGGCAACUUAUCUCAAACAAGAAGGAGGAGUUGACGGCCAUUUUGGACCACUUCAACAUCCAGUUGGAUAACCCAGUGUCCAUUCUCAACCAAGAAAUGAGUAAACAGUUUCUGCAUUCAAAAAAUGAAUCAGACAAGUAUAAGUUCUUUAUGAAAGCAACUCUGCUGGAACAGAUGAAGAGGGACUACAUCCACAUCAAGCACACUAAAACAGUCACACGACAGCAGGUUGAGAGACAAGAGGAGUGUAUUAAGGACCUGAAGCAAGAGUUUCUACAGAAGAAAGAGAGGUAUGAACAUUUGUCGUCCUUCAGUGAGAUGAAGGUGGUUUUGGAGAAUCUGAAGAAAGCAAUGGCGUGGUGUUUGGUCAGAGAGAAGGAGCAGUUUGUACAGCAGUUGAAGGAGGACAUUGAAAAGGAAGAGAAUAAUUACAAACAUCAGGACAACCUUCAGCUCUGUCAAACUAAGGUCAUACAAGUAGAAAAGAAGCUUCAGUGCAUCAAAAGCAGAAUUGACAGUCUGAGAGAGGAGCAGGAGUCUCUAUCAGAGGACAGUCUCAAAUUGAAAGAGCAAGUGAAGGUCAACAGCAAAGCUCACAAGGAACAGGAGCUUGUUUAUUUUCGGGCUCUGAACAAACUCAAACAGUCGGAGCAAGAGCAAAACCUUCUUCAGGAGAAAAUUAACAAGGCAAAAACAAGUGUAAGCUUGAACAAUGACGGAGAGACAGAAUAUACAAAAGAGCAGAAGAAAAUAUCCAGUCUGAAAGAGCAGCUCGCAGAGCUUGAGAAGACGUGCUCACAGCUGAAUCAAGAGAUCAAGAACAAACAUCAGGCACUUUUCAAAGGAAAGGAAGAACGGGACAAGCUGAGAUUGGAGGAAAGAAACAUCCAGGUUUUGUACGCGUCCAAGCUGAAGAGGAAGAAUCAGCUCCUUGCCAGUCGAUCGAACAAACUGAAGCGGUUUGGAGAUAAUGUACCCGACCUGCUGGGUUCGAUUGCUGAGGCGUAUGCCACGGGACGCUUUCUCAAGAAACCUGUUGGUCCAAUAGGUGUGUGUAUCAGUUUGAAGGAUCCCACGUUGGCUGUAGCCGUGGAGUGCUGUCUGCGGAGCUUCAUGAAGUCUUUCUGCUGUGACAACUACAAGGACGAGGCCGUCCUUCAGGAGCUGAUGUCUCGCUAUUAUCCAAAGGGCAACAGGCCACAGAUCAUCGUCAGCCCUUUCUCUGAAAAAGUUUACAACAUUCAUGGACGGAAAGCAUAUCAUCCAGAAUACCCAUCUGUAAUAGACAUAAUCACAGCGUCAAGCCCGGUUAUCAUCAACUGCCUGAUUGAUAUGAGGGGGAUAGAAUCAGUUCUGAUAAUCAAAGAAAAAGACAAAGCCAGGAGGGUCAUGCAGCAAGGCAGGCCACCUAAAAACUGCCGUGAAGCCUUCACUGCUGAGGGAGAUCAGGUGUAUGCAAACCGGUAUUACACCUCCGACUUCAGCAUAGCCAAAUAUCUUGGCGGGGAUCUCGAGACUGAAAUAAGUCUGUUGGAGUCCGACCUGGAGAAUCUCCAGGCUCAACUGUCCAGGUUUCAGCUCCACGUGACCUCUGUGACCGAGGACAUUGUGAGCAUGGAGAGCAGGCUGAACAGUACCAUCAUAACCCUGAAGAAGACUCUGGCAUCUGUGAAUCAAGUCAAGGCAACAAUAACUGAGCUGGAGACUGCUGAUGAAGAGCAAAUUGAUGACAUCAGCUCCUUGGAAGAAGUCGCCCAAGAGAACCAACAGAAAAUGGAGGCAGAAAAGCAAACUGUCCAUGAAGAAAAGACAGAACUCGACAAGCAACGGAAAAUAGCAGAGGACAUAGAGUCAAAGUACUCUUCUGUUAGAGAACGAAUUGAUCAGCUUCCGGAGGACAUAGAGCCGUUAAAGGAUGAGCAGAUGAAGCUGGAGGCUGAGUGUGCAAAACAUGAACGAAACCUUAAGAUUUUAGAAAACAAACUGAAGGCUCAUGAAGACAACAUCCAAGCUAUGAAAAGUGACCUUGCCCAAAGAGAAGAGGAGUUACAGGAAUAUGUGGCUAAAGCCACAGAGAUCAGUCCUGAGCGGCAGCAGGUGACCGGCAGCACCAAGAGCAUCGACGCAGAAAUCACUCGGCUGAAGAAGAAAAUCAAGGUGUUCGAGAGCAGCCAUGGCGAGCAGGAGCAGGUGGUCAGGGAGUACGCUGAGGCCCUCGCACUCUACAGACAGAAAACCAACCAAGUGAGAGAUCUGCGGAGGUUCAUCGAUCGACUCGAUAACAUCAUGUCAGACAGGCAGAACAGAUACAAAGUAAUGCGUAGGUCCCUCUCUGUCAGAUGCAAGUUAUACUUCAAUAACUUUCUGAUAAAGAUGAACUGCUGUGGCUCGAUGAUUUUCGAUCACAACAAUGAGACGCUCUCAAUCUCGGUAAAGCCUCCGGGGAGGGAGGAUGAUGGUGUGAGUGACAUGAGGUCACUGUCUGGUGGCGAACGCUCCUUCUCCACUGUUUGCUUCAUGCUCUCCCUGUGGGAGAUCACCGAAUCACCCUUCAGAUGCCUCGAUGAGUUCGACGUCUACAUGGAUAUGCACAAUCGCAGAAUCUCUCUGGAUCUCCUCCUGGAGCUGUCAGAGCGGCAGCACCUUCGACAGUUUGUCUUCAUUACCCCCCUCACCACCAGCAAUCUACCCAAAACCAGCCUCAUCAAAAUCCACCAGCUUCAGGAUCCGGAAAGGGUCCGGAGUGAAACUGGUGAUGAAGAUGUUUGAAAUGAGCUCCAGGGAUGUUGAUGUGUACAGUCACUGUAUAUUUCCACAUUACAGUGUUUGGGAGUUGCUGCUUGUAAACGUCAUUUAACAUUUGUUUGUUUGCUGGGAUGUAAUAUAAUAAUAAGUAAUAAUAAUUGUGUUAUUACAGUUUAUGUUGCCAGGACACAAAGGUAUGUUAACUUAUCCUGUUAACAUUUGAUUGUUUUUUCACUCUGAAGGCUGUUUCUGGACUUGCCAGGAAGACCGGGGACUCUUAAGGAUGUUGAUUAGUUUGUCAGAUGAAACUUUUUUGGUCUGUUUGGGUGUAAAGAGCAGUACUGCAUCUAGGGGCCGCUAGCUAUUCUCUUAUUCUCGAUAAUAUCCUGAAUAUUUAUCAUUCAUUGUAAACAUUUUAGGCGUCUCAAUAACUGAGAUUCUUUUCAGUUAUGAGCAGAGUGACGAGCCAGAUUGUAUUUAUCUCAUUAGUGGCCUCUGCUGGCAUGAUGCUCUGCAGCAGUGUGUCCUGGUGGUCAAAGAGGGUGUACUGUAACUGGGAAGUCACAGGUCUGAUUCCCACCACAGCACUCUUAAGAAAGAAAACAAGUCUCUACCGAGUCAUUCAACUAAUUUUGAGUUCUCAGCUGGAUAAACUAACGGUGGUGAAUAAUGCAGGUGUUCAAAACAACACAGACAAACCUCUGUGUUGUUUUGUGUUGUGUGUCAACUUUUCAGAUUGUAGUGUUAUACUGCUUGCUGUUUGUGCUCAGUAGGUAAGAUGUCUGCACUAACUUUUUUUUUGUCUCUUUUAAUUUUAGCUAUGUAGUAAUGUAGCAAACUAUUGACAUGAUUAUGUGGUAAUUAUAUUUUGACAGUUGUAGUGGAUAAUACGCGUUUAUUAUGCGUUUCAUAAAUUGACAGUAUCUUUAAAAAUUGUACACUGAAAUUGUUUUACAGUUGACUAUUUUUGUGUAGGUUUACCUCAGGAGUCUGGUACCAGAGAGGAAGACUUUUACUAUUUUACCCCAGGGCUCUACUCAGCCUGUCAGUGUUAAUAUUUUUACAACAGAUUGAUUAAAGCUGAUCAUAUUUGGGCUCUGUUACAUAAACAUGUACAUUAGUGCUCUCUAGUUCUCUCCCUUGUUAGAAACGCUCAUCUAUCUGUAGUUAACUAACAGCUGUGUAGAAUCAUAACCGUUGUUACAAUAAACUCGGAGAAGAAAUUUUGGAUGAUCUAAA